AUGGAUCGCCUUCUCAAUGCUUCCUCUCUCUAUCUCAAUCACUCAUACACUAACCAAACCCUUGGCCCCUCCCACACAGAGGAAGAGUGCCCCUCCCCUGCCCUGGGUGUUCUAUUCCUGGUUGCCAUAGAAAUUGUAACUGCCGUGAUUGGCUUCUUUGCCAACCUGGGAGUUCUGUGGGUCCUGGCACACGGGCAGCUGGAAAGUUCGACCUCAGACGUCUUCACAGGGAGUCUCGCUGCGUUGGACGGCGUUUACUGCUUGUCCCUGUUACUCGAUGUGGCGAACACGCUCUCGCUGGACGAUGACGAUGUCUCUCGCGCCCUCCUCUUCCUGUUUGGACUGAGCGAGAUCGGUGGGCCUCUCUUCCUGUCUUGCGUUUGUUUGGAUCGCUACAUGGCUGUGUCGCACCCCGUGGCCUUUAUGCGUUUGCGAGACGGCCGCUAUCGUACGUUAUGCACCGCUCUGGUCUUAACGGCGACUCUGGGCUACUCGCUCUUCACGUCCGCCGCGAACUUCGAGCACAACGAUUGCAUCUUCAUCGCCCUGUUCAUGGCCGCCUUCCUCAUCAUCAUCUUCUGUAACCUGGCCCUGCUGCGCGCGUUGAAGCAGACCGGGCCGUCCAGCCAAGAGGUGCACCCCGUUAAGAGACGAGCCUUCUCCGCCGUCCUCCGCAUCUUCAUCCUCAUCAUCAUCGCUUUCCUCCCGGCUGCCGUCGUCUUCCCCUACGAGCACCUCCUUCCCGAGGAGACGUUUGAGUGUUACGUCUACCCCGUCUGCUACGCCUUCAUCGCCUCCCGCGCCGCCCUGCAACCCCUCCUCUUCCUCAGCAGGCUCGUAAAAGUGCCCUGCUUAAACCCCGCCUCCUAA
Messenger RNA from Chanos chanos (milkfish), 870 nucleotides. Its product is annotated as hydroxycarboxylic acid receptor 2-like. Gene Ontology annotation, biological process: positive regulation of Rho protein signal transduction; phospholipase C-activating G protein-coupled receptor signaling pathway. The coding region runs from base 1 to 870 and encodes 289 amino acids. The record is from RefSeq and is a predicted model, not a curated record. Gene Ontology annotation, molecular function: G protein-coupled receptor activity. Gene Ontology annotation, cellular component: plasma membrane. Lineage: Eukaryota; Metazoa; Chordata; Actinopteri; Gonorynchiformes; Chanidae. The transcript has a single exon.